UGACCCGACCGGGGAUCGAACCCGGGACCUUUCGGUUCAGAGGCAAGCACUUUACCACUGCACCAACGAGGUCGUCAAAUGUAUAGUACAAUAUCAUUUUUGGACACUGACGGAUACGUUACUGAUUGGCACGUGCCGGCACUGUAGUUGUGUGCGGAUAUGCCUUUAUAUAACUAAAUAUAUGCUACAGAACCCUUCGUUAGUCCUGACAUGCUCUUGGCCGGUUUUUUCUCUAUUCUCUGGCAUUGAAAAUUAUGUAAAUAUUAAAAAAGCAAAACGUCAACGUCAAAUUUCUAUCAAUGUCAGUUGCCAAUUCAAAUCAACAAUUUCCACAAAUGAGAGUAUUCCAAGUGGAGUGAAUCAAUAUCAAAUCAAAUAGAAUAAAUAUAAAAUCUAACAAAAGUAUAAAUCAUGGUUUUUAAUAUAAUUAACACGGCAAUUUCAAUUUUAUUGAUUAUAUUUGCUAUUCAAGAAAGCAGACCAGAGUUUUCAACAGAAGAUUGUGCAUCCCUAGGAUUCAUCAAAGCUAACUUGCUCUGUUCAUCCUGUGAUCAAUUGAAAGAUUUCAGCUUAGAUGACCUGGUAGUCCAUUGCAAGGAAUGUUGUCAUAAUGACGAAUCUGCCCCAAAACAAAAGAAAUAUGCGCGUGCCAUACUAGAAGUCUGUACGUGCAAGUUUCCGGCGUAUCCUCAAAUUCAAGCAUUUGUUAAAAGUGACCGGCCUGCAAAGUUUCCCAACUUGCAAAUCAAAUAUGUUCGCGGCCUAGACCCCAUUAUAAAGUUGCUAGAUAAAGACGGUAUUGUAAAGGACACUGUGGCGAUCGAAAAAUGGAACACAGACUCUGUAGAAGAAUUUCUCAACACACAUUUAGAGAAGGAGGAAGAUGAUGAUCGUAGUUAUUUAAAAACUAAUCAAAUCUAAUUAUUAUGUAAGUAAUACAUUUCUUAAUUACU
Messenger RNA from Plodia interpunctella (Indianmeal moth), 953 nucleotides. RefSeq lists its product as uncharacterized. The record is from RefSeq and is a predicted model, not a curated record. Gene Ontology annotation, cellular component: endoplasmic reticulum lumen. Lineage: Eukaryota; Metazoa; Arthropoda; Insecta; Lepidoptera; Pyralidae. The coding region runs from base 412 to 921 and encodes 169 amino acids. Gene Ontology annotation, molecular function: oxidoreductase activity. The transcript has a single exon.